Molecule: messenger RNA, 10249 nt
Organism: Pimephales promelas (fathead minnow)
Lineage: Eukaryota; Metazoa; Chordata; Actinopteri; Cypriniformes; Leuciscidae
Gene: dchs2
Product: dachsous cadherin-related 2
Biological process (GO): homophilic cell-cell adhesion
Cellular component (GO): plasma membrane
Molecular function (GO): calcium ion binding
Source: RefSeq, a predicted model, not a curated record
CAGGGAGAGUAUUCAGGCGCGCGUGCGGCUCGACAUAAGACACUUCAUGCUGAUCUUCUUUUCAUGUGCCGCGUUCAGCUCUACCUCACCGGGAGAAGGUGAUUCUAUAUUGAACCUACACAUACACACAGCGGAAUAGUGACGGUUGGGACGACAAGGAGGAAGAUUCGCCCCUGAAGAAGAGCGGUUUGGAGAGUGAACUUCAGCCCAAAGCUGUAGUGCGAAGACGUUAUUUCCUCGUUAUAAUGAAUGUAACCUAUAGCCUUCUGAUGUUUUGACAUGAAGAUGGUGUUUUACGUAAGGACUCUACUCUUGUUUCUCUUAUUAUUUUGUGAGGACGGUUGCGCACAUGUGUUCAAUCUCAGUCUCUCCAUAGAGGAAGGUUUACCUGCAAAAACUAUCGUCGGCGAUUUAAGUGUUGGACUACCGACGCAAACCCACAUUUCUGGAUUCUUUAUAUCUGAGAGCAAAGAUUCAGAUGUGUUCAGAGACUUUGAGAUCAAUGGAGACUCCGGGAUCAUCUCCACAGCCGUGGUGUUGGAUCGAGAGCGCACAGAUAAGUACGAGUUCGCGGCCGCCGCUUUAACAGGAGAGGUUAUUAAAGUAAGCAUCGAGGUGAAGGACGUGAACGAUCAUUCCCCCGAAUUCCCUGUAAAAACAAUCCAUUUGAAUGUGUCUGAAUUAAGCCCACCAGGAAGUCGUUUUGAGUUGGAAGGAGCUCAGGACCAGGAUAAGGGUGAUUAUGGCACUCAGGGCUACAGAAUUACAGAUGGAGACAUGAGGAAACUUUUUAAAGUGGAGAUCCGCAGUAGUGGAGGUGCUAUGUCAAAUUUAGACCUUAUUCUGCAAGCAAGAUUAGAUAGAGAAACUACAGACUUCUACAAUUUCACAAUUGAGGCAUUUGAUGGUGGUGAACCAUCCAAAAUAGGCCAAUUACAAGUACAUGUUACUGUACUUGAUGAAAAUGACAACCAGCCUGUGUUCAAUCAGUCAGAGUAUCAUGCUGUCUUAUUGGAAAGCACCCAAUUGUUAGCACCAGUCUGCCAGGUAUUUGCCACAGACCCAGAUCUUGGCAGCAAUGGUCGAGUCACCUAUGAGAUAAACCGCCGUCAAAGUGAUCCAAAUGAGUUUUUCAUUAUUGAUAUUUCCUCAGGUAUCAUUAGUGUAAAUAAGCUUUUGGACUAUGAAAACCAGUCAUUUUUUGAGCUCAUUGUGACAGCAUGGGAUUCUGGGAUUCAACCUGAAUCCUCCAACACAUUUGUAAGUAUUAAAAUACUGGAUGUCAAUGACAACCACCCAAAUAUUAGCAUCCUAUUCCUAAAUGAGGCCGGAGCACCUGAAGUAUCCGAAGGAGCAAGACCCGGAGACUAUGUUGCCAGGAUUGCAGUCUCAGAUCCAGAUUUAGGAGAUAUCAAUAAGAUUAAUGUACUUCUCCAAAGUGAGGAUGGGAUGUUCUCCCUCAAAUCCACUGAUGAUUUUCUUUACGUCCUCUGUGUGGAUGGCCCACUGGACCGAGAGUUAAAGGACUUGUAUAAGCUCACUGUGACUGCCACAGAUUCCGGCUCUCCUCCUCUGAGCAGUGAGAUAACAUUUCAGGUUCAAAUAACAGAUUUGAAUGACAAUCCACCCGUUUUUGAUCAAAACAUCUAUGAUGAGAGCAUUUCUGAGGAUGUGCUUGAGGGAACAGCUCUCUUCCAAGUCAAGGCUAUGGACAGAGAUCUAGGAGGGGAUUCUGGAAUCACCUACUCUAUUGCACAAUCAGAGCAGGAGCAUCUGUUUAACAUAGAUCCAACAUCAGGUCUCAUUACUACUGCUGCAGGCCUAGACCAUGAGCGAGAGAAGGAACUGAGGUUCUUAGUGGUGGCUUCCGAUGGUGGUUCUCCUUCCCUGUCCUCCACGGCCACUGUGACCAUCCACGUGGUGGAUGUCAAUGACAAUAAACCUAUAUUCCAACAACAGUUCUAUAAUGUAACCGUCAAAGAGCACACAGCUGUUGGGACAUGCAUCCUACAGGUCACUGCCAUAGAUGCUGAUGAUGCUGAGUUUGGAUCAGUGCGAUAUUCUCUCUAUGAUGGCUACAGCAGCAAGGAUGACCACCCUUUCUUUCACAUCAACUCUGUUACUGGGGAAAUCUGUGUGUCUCAAGAUAUUGAUCAUGAAGCUCACCUUGUGACUUUUGACUUGUUGAUUAAAGCUGAAGAUCAAGAUGGGCUCAGUUCGCAGACAUUUGUUCACAUUGAUGUGGAGGAUGUGAAUGAUAAUGCUCCUGUUUUUAGUCCUGAGAAUUAUGUCACGAGUGUGAGCAUCCAUACUCAACCUGGCACUGAGCUCUUCAACAUUUUUGCUUCUGACCGAGAUUCUGGGAACAAUGGAAAAAUCACCUAUGAGCUUCUGCCUGGAGAUUCUACGUCUUUAUUCACUGUGGACCAGUCAACAGGUACUGUUUACCUGAGUUCUUCACUUUCCCAGCUGCGCAGUAGCAGCGUGAAGCUGUCUGUCUCUGCUCAGGAUGGAGGAGGUAUGUUUGCCGCUCAUCCUGCUAACAUCACCGUGAACAUCUUACAGAGUGACCAGCCCCCUGCCCUUUUCCAGAAAGCCCACUACACCUUCUCCAUCCCUGAGGAUGCACCCAUGGGCUCCACCGUUGGUUUGGUUCAGGCUGUUACCCCUGCCAAUUCAGUGGAGGUAGUCUCAUACGUCAUAUCCUCAGGUGAUCUGGACGGCCUUUUUUCAGUGGAUGCCCAGACGGGCAUCAUCACCACUGCCCGACCCCUGGACCACGAGUCCCUCUCUUAUGUCAUUUUGACCAUACAAUUCCACACAGGAACCCAUCCUAUUUACAGCAGUGCUCAGGUCAAUGUUACCAUUAUUGAUGUCAAUGACAACCCUCCUGUGUUCCAUAAAACCACAGAACACAUCACCAUAUCCCAUAACACCCCUCCAGGAACAGCACUCUUCAUUGCACAUGCCCAUGACAGUGACAGUGGCCUUAAUGGCAGAAUUCGCUAUAUGUUACGUCCUGAGAGCCCAUUGUUUAUUAUUCAUCCACAUCUUGGGACUCUUAUGCUGAACGGUGACCUUUCAAGAGAAUCCAGCCAAAGGUAUAAGCUCAGUGUUAUAGCUGAGGAUGAGGGUCAUCCCUCACUGAACUCUACAUUAGAGCUUGUGAUAGAGAUAGAUUCAUUAGGCUCUGUACAAGACACACUAGCCUUUGAAACUUUGGUUUACCAGGUGGAAAUCGGAGAAAGUGCUCCAAAAGACACCAGAAUGAUUCAGGUACGUGCUCAUGGAACCAGAUCCCAGCAUGAAGGGACUCCUGGAACAGAGCCCCCUGUCAUCGCUUACUCUCUUAAAACCCUCUCUGGAGUCCUACCUUUCAAGAUCCACCCAGAGACUGGUUGGAUGUUUGUAUCUCAAAGUCUGGACUACGAAACUGAACCCGUUUAUAGAUUUUGUGUGUGUGCAAAGGCACAUAAUAGCAAAACAGAGGCCACAGCAACGGUGGUCGUCAUGGUUCAGGAUGAGAAUGACAACAAGCCAGUGUUCAGUAGGGAUGUGUACUUCUUCAGUGUGCAGGAGGGACCGUCUCCUCAUGGCUUGAUUGGAACAGUAAAAGCUACAGACAGAGAUUCGCUUAACAAUGGAGUGUUAUCCUACAUCCUGCUGUCUGAUGGAAAAUACUUUCACAUCAACACCAGAACAGGAGAGAUCAUAAACCUAGUGGCUUUAGAUCGUGAGGAGCAGGCCCAGCACGUUUUAAGGGUGAUGGUCAUAGAUCAGGGUCAACCUCGUCUCAACACCACCACUAUCGUCCGCAUCCUUGUCACAGAUGUCAAUGAUAACCCCCCACAGUUCACACACCUACCUGCGACUAAAGAGCUAAACGUACAGGUGUGGGCAGGCAUUCCUGUGAAUUCUGUUGUAAUCAGUAUGUUUGCUAAAGACCUAGAUGCUGGAGAGAAUGGAACUGUCAAGUUCUCCAUGAAAGAUAAUCAGCUGGGCCACUUUAGUAUUGAUAGUCAUAAUGGUGAUGUCAAGGUGACAUCACGAUUCUCCUCAAACCCACAGAUGCGCUACACCUUGAGAGUGAUUGCCACGGACAAUGGGCUUUUUCCUCUGGAGGAAACCGCAGUUGUUCACAUACAAGUUUAUGUCUUAGACCAACAAAAUGGGAACUCCAAGGAUUUACAGAGCCUCAAACACUUUACUGUGCUGGAAGAUGCCAGUCUUGGAACCGUCAUUGGAACACUUGCGAUUUCUAAUACAGCAGAUACUCAGAUACGAUAUUCUAUUGUUGAGGGUGAUGGUAGUUUGCAGUUUGGCAUCAAAAGUGCAAGUGGCGAGCUCUAUGUGGCACAACAUCUGGACUAUGAAGUCACACAGCGUUACUUCUUGGUUGUACGUGCUGAGGCCGCCCCCGCCUUCAAUGUCACUGUAUUUGUGGCGAUCAGUGUUGUUGAUGUCAAUGACCACACCCCCUGGUUCCCUGGCAAUGGCAACUUUGUUGUGUUUGGCGUUUAUGAAGAUGUUAUCAACGGAACGGCGGUGUAUGUCUUUAACGCCCGUGAUGGCGAUGGAAGUCUGUGUAACAGUGAACUUUAUUAUACUUUGACCUAUGACCCUGACUCUGCCAUAGAGGGACUGCCUUUACACAUUGACCCUCGCACUGGAGUUGUCACAACAAAUGGACAGUUGGACCGUGAGCGCACUGAGAGCAUUGUAUUCAAAGUGACUUCCAGAGACAAUGCAGAAGAGCCCAACAAUAGGAAACAUACAUCAGUCAUCGCUCAGCUGAUUAUUUUGGAUAUCAAUGACAAUAGUCCCACAUUUGUUUCCAUGGAAGUAGCUUAUGUCUCAGAGGAUGCAGAGGUGGGACUGUUGGUUCAUCAUGUUAUGGCUAAAGAUGAAGACGAAGGAAGUAACGGACACAUCAUAUACAGUGUUAUUUCAGGCAAUGAGAAAGGCUACUUUUACAUGGAGCACACAGGACAUCUGUACCUGAAUUCAUCCCUGGAUUAUGAAUCCCAGCAUGUCUACAUUCUGACUGUCCAGGCUAAAGACAGCGGUGCUCCCUCUAUGUCAUCUACUCAGACACUCACAGUGGAGGUUUUGGAUGUUAAUGACCAUCCUCCUGUGUUCCAGCAUCACAUUUACAAUACCACUGUCAUGGAGAACAGAGAACCGGGAGAGUUCAUUGUCACAGUCACUGCAAUCGACCUGGAUUCAGAGGUGAAUUCUGCUAUUAGCUACAGCUUGUUACCCGGCCCUGCAUAUGAGCUCUUCACGAUAAACACUCACACGGGUCAGAUCAGCACCUCCACUCGGCUAGACAGAGAGAUCCAAUCCAGGUUUACUCUCAGAGUUCAGGCAGAGGAUAGUGGGACUCCAUCUCUCUCCGGCACUGCAACAGUCCUGUGCUUCAUCCUGGAUGAUAAUGACAACACUCCAGAAAUCUCUCAACCUGAUUUGCACAUAGUUAUCCCAGAGAACUUGCCUCCUGGAGUCAUUCACAUCAUCCAGGCCUCAGAUGUUGAUGAUGGUCUAAAUGGAACUAUUCAGUACUCCAUAGAAGCUGAAGAGUGUUUCAGCAUUGACGAUGUGACUGGGGCGAUCAGCACCCUUCGAUUCCUGGACAGAGAGGAACGAUCCAACUACUCCCUUCUCAUCACUGCUUCUGACCAUGGGCGUCCACCUCUGAGCUCCACUGCACUGCUGUACGUCACCCUCUCAGAUGAAAACGAUAACAGCCCCUCAUUUUCUCGGAAAAGCUAUCGUGCCAGCAUUAGUGAGGGGCUCCAUGUGGGUUCAGAGAUCCUACAUCUGAUUGCAUGGGAUCCCGAUGAGGGGCCCAAUGGUGUAGUGACCUUCUCCUUGGAGGAGGAGAAUUCUGGAAACUUUUAUGUUAAUGGUUCUACUGGUGUAGUAAGGCUCACAAAGCCAUUGGACCGUGAAACUCGUUCCCAGCAUGUCUUCCGCGCUGUAGCUACUGACGGCUGCAGCCAAGGUCCACGAAGCUCAAUCGCUACAGUUACAAUACAUGUUGAAGAUAUUAAUGACAAUCCACCUGCAUGCGUUAAGGAACCCAUGCAGGUGUCAAUCUCUUCCAUGACCGCACGUCCUAAUCGAUCCAUCAUAACAGUUACAGCCGAAGAUCCAGACCAAGGAGACAAUGGGACAGUAGUGUUUAGCCUAGCAGAAGAAGAUGAGCUGUUUCAGGUUGAUGGGUCUGGAGCUGUCAGGUUAAAAGUCCCCCUGAGUAAUGAUGAGGUGUUUGGGACAAAGCUGCUCCGGAUACGGGCUGUGGAUCUAGGUAAACCUUCCCUCACCUCUAGCUGCCUUCUACUCAUUCACCUUAAGAGUGAAGAGCCGGCAUUGCAGUUUACUGAGGAACUCUAUGAAGUCAUCAUACCAGAAAAUAGCAAAACAGGCUCUUGGGUUGCAAAUGUUGUGGCUUAUGACCAGACAGCAGAUGAAGGAACGAUCAAGUACAGUAUUUUUGGUGGCAGUGAAAAUGAAGCCUUCACUAUUAACCCAAUUACAGGUGAUAUCACAGUUAAGGAGCAGAGACUGAUAGACUUUGAGGUACAGAGUAAAAUUUACCUAGUGGUUCUGGCUGAAAAUGGACACCAAACAGCCUAUGCCAGGGUGGCCAUCACUCUGCAGGACAUCAAUGAUAACGCACCAGUUUUCAAGCAAAGCUACUACAGAACAGCUGUAUGGGAGGGUCAAAUUCAUAACACCUAUGUCAUGCAGGUUUUAGCGACAGAUUCUGACAGUGGUAUAAAUGGGCAGAUCAGUUACUUCAUUGUGGAUGGGAACCACAAUAAUGCGUUUGUGAUCGACUCUGUUCGUGGGAUUCUUGCCACCAAUGCUGUCUUGGACAGAGAAAUUUUCUCAUCCUACAAAUUAAUUCUUCAGGUCAAGGACAUGGGAAGUCCUCCUCUUACAGGCACCUGCACUGUCCGUGUCCAGGUUGUAGAUGUAAAUGAUAAUAGCCCUACAAUUCCAUCCAUGGAACCAGUGACCAUUGCAGAAAAUCUUCCUGUUGGCUACAUUGUCACCCAAGUGAUUGCAAAUGAUGUAGACCUUAGUCCUUCAGCGACAUACAGAUUCAAAGAUGAGGAUCGGACCAGCAAAAGUUUUGCAAUUGACCAGUACUCUGGGGUAAUUACCACAACUAAAAGCCUGGACUAUGAAGAUCAAGGUGUCUAUACAUUGAGAGUGGAAGCAUCAGACACUGUCCAUCAAACUGAGGCCGAACUUUUCAUCCAUGUGUUGGAUGUCAAUGAUAACCCUCCAGUCUUCUCUCAGGAAUCUUACCAGGUUUUGUUGCCAGAGCGUACAUCAGCUGACACAUAUGUUUUGUCUGUAUCGGCAACUGAUAAAGACUCUGGCCAAAAUGGAAGAAUUUCAUACAGACUUCUUUCCAACCCAGUGAGAGGGUUCUACAUUGAUCCUGACAAUGGUGCAGUGUUUACAAACAAGCCUCUGGACAAUGUUGCAAAUGGAAACAUGUUACGGCUGCUGGUGGAGGCGCAUGACAGUGGGGACCCCAAUCUAUUUAGUGUCACUUCUGUGGACAUAGAGGUAGUGGACUUUAACGAUAAUGCCCCAUUGUUCACACAGAACUCAUACCAGGUGAGUGUUCCCGAGGAUGUAUCUGUUGGAAGCUCUCUUCUCAUUCUAUUAGCAGAGGACAGUGACUACUCAAAUAUGAACAGCCAUUUGGAGUAUGCAAUCAUAGCUGGAAAUGACGAAAGGCGGUUCUGCCUUGAAGUUGUUAGCAUUCCAGCUGAAGCCCACAGCCGAACUGUUGGCCAACUAGUGCUCUGUGAUACACUGGAUCAAGAGACCACAGACACUUAUUCAUUGACUGUGACUGUAACAGACAGAGGAACCCCACCCCUGAACAGCUCAGCUGCAGUGUCAAUCAAAGUCCUUGAUAUUAAUGACAAUGCACCUAUUUUCAAUAGUCCAGAGUAUCAUGUACAGGUCACUGAGAACAGACCCGUAGGUACAGCCCUUAUCCGUAUCUCUGCCUAUGAUCCUGAUCUAGGGGCAAAUGGGACUGUAACGUACAACAUCAUAUCAGGUAACAGCAAAGGCUUGAUCAGAAUGGACUCUGCAACCGGUGUCCUUGAAGUUAAUGGGACACUAGACUAUGAAGAGAAUAAAAAAAUUACUUUAACAGUCCAAGCAUCAGAUUGUGGUGCUCCAAGUAACAAAAAAGUAUCAUUUGCGGUUGUUUACAUAUUGGUUCUUGAUGAAAAUGACAAUUCCCCAUUCUUCAUGUUCCCCACCUACAACUGCUCGCUGUCUGAAAACCUGCCGGCUUUGACCCCUGUGUGCACGGUACAUGCUAUUGAUGAAGAUGCAGGAAUCUUCGGACUACUUACUUAUUCCAUUUUAAACCCCUGUUAUGUGGACUAUGACAGUAGCAACCCAGACAAAAAAGAGGCAUUUGGUAUUGAUCCUUUUACUGGAGACAUCUACACCAAGCAGAUGUUUGACUAUGAAGGAGAGAGUGAAUUCUGCUUUGUGGUAGAGGCACGUGAUAAAGGAGAUCAAGUGGCAACCUUGAGACUACAAAUCGAAAUUGAAGGCAUUGAUGAGUUCAGCCCCAUCUUCACCCAGAAUGUGUAUCAUUUCUCUCUGCCGACUAAUGCCAAGGUUGGCCAAAGUAUAGGCAACCUGAUGGCUAUGGAUCAUGAUGGUGGCCUGGAUGGCUCAGUGGAGUACUCUUUAGUCAACCCAUCCCCAUUUUUCAAUGUCAACAAAACAACUGGCUGUCUAUAUAUCUCAAACUCUGUGUAUCAGAGAAGAUCGAACUCAAACGAGACAACAGAGGACCUGUUAGUUCUAGCAAGCAGCCCCAAACUGAACUCCAGGUCAUCAACUUGUCAUGUUGUUGUGAACAUAUCCAGUUCAGCAAAGUCUCUGGCAAGUGUUGAUCUCAGUGUCCACAUUGCCAGUCUCAUUGUGUCAUUGAUAGUGUUACUCCUCCUUUUAAUGAGUUUCAUUGCCCUUGUUCUAAGGUACAGGUCCAAAGAGAAUGCCGUAAAGAAGAAAACCUCCUUAUCUGCUAACCUUAACCUUGAGACUGACUCUUUAGGAACAACAGAUGGAAACCAUAACAGCAGUAUCCAUGGUAUUAACCUCCAAAAUUUACAAGAACCAAUAGACACAUGGGGAAGAUUGGACAUCCCAAACCCUUCAAGAAACUCAAACUCAAAAGCCUCAAGUGGAAGAGGAUCUACAGAGGAAGAGACUGCUGAGGAUCAAGAGAUCAAGAUGAUCAACAAGUUUCCAUGUUACAAACAGCUUGGCUCUGUAACAACACAACAGGCUUUAAGAGUCUCAGACUCAGGGAUUCCUGGGGACUCAGACCAACUCUCCUUUCACUCGAUAGAUAAAGACCCACCUUCUGGUGCCAGUAUUGGUAUAGUCAGAAUAGUGGAUAUGCCCAGUUCUGAUAGUCUCCAUAAUUUCAGGGAUGAAGGAGGAGGUGAGGGAAUGCUUCCUCAGGUAGUCAACAUGAAGGAAGUGGAGGAGGUCAUACGAAGGUGCAUGUCUAUGCCUGAUAACCAGGAUUCAGUUGAGGGCUCACUCACCAAUCUGAUUUCCUCUGAGGAACCGCUACAUGGGAGCUACAGUUGGGACUACUUUCUCAAUUGGCAGCCGCGCUUCCAAUCUUUGGCCUCUGUUUUUACAGACAUUGGGAUGCUUCCAGAUGAAGGGAUGAGGUCCAGGGAUGUAGAGCCAGAGUCACAGAGCCUUUUGCACCCACCUCCUCUCAUCACAGCAGUUGCCCAACCAGGAAUUCGUGCUGUCCCUCCCAGAAUGCCCCAUAAAAGAUCGCCCCUGGUCAGAUUGCCCAAUACUUGCACUAGAAACACAGAGCUGACCCAUUCAGCAAUGACUCCUAGUUUUUCCCCCUCUCUGUCAUUACUUACUGUUAGGACACCCAGUUCCUCCCCAGUGGUUUCAGAAACCGGCUUGGGAUGCUAUUCAAAAAUAACAACACUGCCAAGAGAUAUCUUGGAUGAUGCAGAGAUUCAAGUGUAAUCUUGUGUUUCAAAUAUAUAUGUACAUGUGUAAAAAACUUUACUUUUUUAAUUUAAAAUGUUCUUUUGUGUUGGUUUUAUAUGAAUUAUUAUUUGGUGUAUGAAAGAUUACUGUAAUGACUGUUUUUUAUAUAUAAAUAAUGCUAAUAACCAAAGUUAUAAUCAUAAUAUUUUAUUGUUAUAAA